UACAGUUUCAAAUUUUCGAACCAAAGAACUGCUGCUUCUCAUCUUUGCAAGAUUCUCAUGUUACUCAUUACCAUUGCAAGAAGGCUACAGAGGUCUUAUCCCAUACAUGUUCUUCCACUUUUCCAAUCCAUAGCUUCCCCUUCUUCUCCCUCUCGUCUACCUUUGAAAUCGUUUUUCUUAGCGGCAUUUCAUCGAACAGUUUCAAUACCCGAUUCAAACUCUCUCCGUUUCUCUACUUCACAAUAUUUUCCCACCCAGAAUUUCAAAGAGCCAUUUGAUCUUAUUCAGCAAAGAAUUCAUGUCAAUGAAGCUCUCGAACCUUCCCUUCUCGAUUCACUCAAACGGGCUGCCCAUUCUCCUACAGAAGCAGAGGCUGUGGCAUUCGUUGAUGAAUCAGGCAUUACAGCGAAUCAAAAUUUGGUUUAUUCGUUGAUUUGGAACCUAAGAGAAGAGUGGAGACAGGCGUAUUUGGCUUACAAAUGGGGACAAAAAUGGGGAUGUGUUGAUGAAAAAUGUUGUGAGUUGAUGGUAUGGGUUUUGGGUAGUCAUAAAAAAUUCAAUAUUGCGUGGAUUUUGAUUCGAGAUUUGUAUCGGUCUUUGAUGAACCCUAGGCAGGCUAUGCUUGUUAUGAUUGAUAGAUAUGCGGCAGCAAAUUGCCCAGGCAAAGCUAUUGAGGCAUUCGAUGUUAUGGAAAAGUUCAGAUUGGCUCCUGAUGAAGAAGCAUUCUACACUCUCUUGAAUGCUCUUUGUAAACAUGGAAACAUUGAAGAGGCUGAAGAGUUUAUGCUCAUUAAUAAGAAGCUCUUUCCGUUGGGGACUGAGGGAUUUAACAUUAUUCUUAAUGGAUGGUGUAAUAUAUGUGUUGAUGUGCUUGAAGCAAAGAGAGUUUGGAGGGAAAUGUCAAAAUGUUGUAUUACACCAGAUUCAACUUCUUAUACACACAUGAUAACCUGCUUCUCAAAGGUUGGGAAUCUUUUUGACUCACUGAGACUUUAUGAUGAAAUGAAGAAAAGAGGGUUUGUCCCUGGCAUUGUGGUAUAUAAUUGUUUGAUUUAUGUACUGACUCAUGAGAACUGCUUUGAAGCAGCUCUUAAGGUCGUAGAGAAAAUGAAAGAACAUGGAUUGCAGCCUGAUUCUACUACUUUCAACUCAAUUAUACAUUCCCUAUGCGAGAGACAAAGGUUAGCAGAGGCAAGAAACAUAUUGGCUAUGAUGGUAGAGGAGAAUAUCUGCCCUACUAUGGAGACCUACCAUGCAGUCCUUCAAGGUACUGGUUUUGAAGAAACUUUGGAAAUCCUUGACCAAAUGAUAAUAUCUGGUUUAGCUCCCACCAAGGAUACCUUUCUCUUAAUUCUUGUUAAGUUCUUCAAGCUAGAGCAACCUGAUAAUGCAUUGAAAAUUUGGGUAGAAAUGAAGCAAUAUGAAGUGACACCUAAUGCGACACAUUACAGAGUUUUGGUGGAAGGGUUAGCUAGGUAUGGACUGUUAACCAAGGCCCAGGAAUAUUAUGCUGACAUGAAGUCAAAUGGGUUUUCAGAUGAUCCAAAGCUUCAGAAGAUCUUGAAACCAACAAAAGCUCAGAAAUGCAAAGGAAAAAAGUGGGUGAGACAAGUUAGGAGAGAUCAAGAUCAGGUAUACGCAGGUUUUGAAAGAAUAACUAAAGACUGGAAGAUUAAACUGCAGAGAUAUUUACAGCAUCAGCUGGCUUAUUCCCAACCAUCUGCUUGCUGACCUAUUAUUGAAUAUUUCUGAUCUAAGAUGCAAGACAGCAUUUGGACUUCGAGGUAAUGCGGCUUUCUUGCAAGGAAUGCGGUGGAAGCAAGCGAGCCGCAGCAUUGAUCGUGAAAUUGCAGUACUAAAAAAAAGAGGGAGAGAAAAAAAAAAGAUGAUUCAUUAAUUUGAGGCUAUGAGGGUUGGAAAGAAUUUCUGCAGCAAUAAGAUAUACAGAAAUCUAUGGAAUUGCCAGGGAUUAGAAAGGGAAGAGGGAAAAAACAGAGCAUUCAUUCAAUAACUUGCAGCAUAGAGAAACAGUAUAUCUUAACAUGGCAUUAGCGUGUUCUUUUUUCCUUGCAUUCCUUUCCCCAGAAUCCAUUUCAUUCCCUUUAUGAUUCUUGUGCAAACAUAUGGAGUAAAACUAUUCCAUUCAAUAGUAAUAGCUACCCUGCAUAACAUUUUCUGCAGAAGUCAUCUGAAUUAUUAUCCUUGCUUUUAUAUAUUGCAUACGAAUAGCAUAAGCAUACUGAAUCGCUAUCAAUGAAAAGUUUUCCUCA
Messenger RNA from Jatropha curcas, 2270 nucleotides. The record is from RefSeq and is a predicted model, not a curated record. NCBI's taxonomy places the organism in Eukaryota, Viridiplantae, Streptophyta, Magnoliopsida, Malpighiales, Euphorbiaceae.